Molecule: messenger RNA, 2129 nt
Organism: Vigna umbellata (rice bean)
Lineage: Eukaryota; Viridiplantae; Streptophyta; Magnoliopsida; Fabales; Fabaceae
Product: CBS / octicosapeptide/Phox/Bemp1 (PB1) domains-containing protein
Molecular function (GO): protein binding
Source: RefSeq, a predicted model, not a curated record
CUUCUCUGUGUUCCUUUCCUCCUCCACGCUUCUCUUCUCUCUCUAGGGUUGCCUUCUUCCUCUCUCAUUUCCCCCACUUUUUCCUCGCCGGCCGGAAACCUUUUUCCGGCAAUAUUUCCGGCCAUCAAACCUUGCGCCGCCUUCAAUUCAACUUCUCCAUUCGAACUCAAUUAAUCUGUUUCAAUUCGGAGCUGUAGCUAGCUUCGAUAUUGGAGCAGAGGGGAGAUGGCAAGUCAAACCGGUGCCUCUCGAAGGAGUAUUUCCUCGACGAGGAAAGCCUCCGAAUCAGGAGUGUCUCAUGCUACUUCUCGAAAAUCAAUUACCUCUUUGCGACCUGUGGCAUUAGCAGGAGAGCGGACUGUGAAAUCAUUGCGACUUACAAAGGCCCUGACAGUACCUGAAACAACAACCAUCUACGAAGCAUGUCGUCGUAUGGCUGCCCGUAGAGUGGAUGCUCUAUUACUAACUGAUUCUAAUGCUUUACUCUGUGGAAUCCUCACGGACAAGGAUAUUGCAACAAGAGUUAUUGCCAAAGAGAUUAACAUUGAAAACACACCAGUUUCGAAAGUCAUGACUAGGAAUCCAGUAUUUGUACUUUCUGAAACUCUUGCUGCGGAAGCCCUUCAAAAGAUGGUGCAAGGGAGAUUCAGACAUUUACCUGUGGUGGAGAAUGGAGAAGUUUUGGCUUUACUAGACAUAGCAAAGUGUUUGCAUGAUGCCAUUGCCCGUAUGGAAAGGGCAGCUGAGAAAGGAAAAGCAAUUGCAGCAGCUGUUGAAGGAGUCGAAAAACACUGGGGAACAUCAGAGUCUAAUACAUCAUUCAUUGAAACUCUUCGGGAGCAAAUAUUCAAGCCAUCAUUGUCUACAAUAAUUUCUGAGAAUUCAAAGCUAGUAACAGUAUCACCAACGGACUCGGUUCUGACAACAACAAAGAAGAUGGUUGAAUUUCAUGAGAGUUGUGCUGUUGUGACAGUUAAUGAUAAACCUCAUGGCAUCUUUACUUCAAAAGAUAUCUUGUUGCGGGUAAUUGCACAAAAUCUUUCUCCUGAAUCAACUCCCAUUGAGAAGGUUAUGACUCCAAAUCCAGAAUGUGUAGUAAUUGAUACACCCAUUGUUGAUGCCCUUCACACUAUGCAUGACGGGAAAUUUUUGCAUCUUCCUGUGAUUGAUAGAGAUGGCAGUGUAGUUGCUGUGGUCGAUGUGAUCCAUGUUACUCAUGCUGCCGUGGCGACAGUAAGUCAGGUUGGGAAUAAUGAAGCUGCAACCACCUUGAUGCAAAGAUUUUGGGAUUCAGCCAUGGCCUUAACUCCAAAUGAUGAUGAUGACGAUACACGAAGUGAAAGCUCCUUGAAAUUGGCUUCUGAUGGAGGAGAAACGGGGAGGUCCAUUCCUUAUCUUUCAUCAAGCAUGGCUAAUACAUUUUCCUUCAAAAUACAAGAUAAAAGAGGCAGAAUGCACAGAUUCACAUGUGAUACCCGGAGCAUGAAAGAGGUUAUAACUUCAAUCAUUCAGAGACUUGGUGAUGAUAUUGAUCCUAACAACGUACCCCAAAUUCUGUAUGAAGAUGAAGAUCAUGAUAAAGUUGUAUUGGCUUCAGACAAUGAUCUUGCAACUGCUGUGGAUCACGCCAAGACAGCUGGUUUGAAGGGGUUGAAAUUGCAUUUAGAUUACGCAGGACCACGUGGUAAUGGGAAAAGUUCGCGUUCAGGAAGUUAUGCUUAUUCAGAUGCAUGGGCCUCUGCAUAUAGUGCCGCUGCAGCUGGAGCUGCACUUGUUGCUGGCUUAGGCAUAUUAACAUACUUGAAGCGAGUUUGAUUAAAUGAAGAAACAAGUUAUGUAAGUGAAAGAGGCCAAUCUGAAGUUAGGUUGAAUUUUGGAGGGCAAGCCGUCCGCUAGCUAUCUUUAUGUUCUGAAAUUUUGUACAAUUUCUCUAUAUAUACGAGGAAAAGGUUUAAAGCAUUUUUGUGUUUUCUGAAAAUUAAUUGGGAUGGUAAUCCCUUGCUGCUUGUGUAUUUGUAAUUUUAGUAAUUGCAGCCUCAUCAACCCUCGAGACUGAACAAUAACAAGCAGCUCUGUCCAUUUUUUCUGACAUUACGAGUUCAUAAAUCAAUCGACCAGAAUUGAUUUCA